Messenger RNA from Onychomys torridus (southern grasshopper mouse), 1290 nucleotides. It is a transcript of the gene Ccdc125, whose product is annotated as coiled-coil domain containing 125. The coding region runs from base 24 to 1181 and encodes 385 amino acids. Gene Ontology annotation, biological process: negative regulation of Rho protein signal transduction; negative regulation of cell motility. NCBI's taxonomy places the organism in Eukaryota, Metazoa, Chordata, Mammalia, Rodentia, Cricetidae. Gene Ontology annotation, cellular component: cytoplasm. The record is from RefSeq and is a predicted model, not a curated record. The transcript is spliced from 11 exons.
AGAGGGAUUGCUGCAUUUGGCUAAUGAGCAGAGUGAGGAGGUCCUCGAGUGAGACCGAGGACAUCUGGGGGGCAGAGGAGGAUGAUAUGACGGAAGGUGACCUUGGGUAUGGCCUCGGAAGAAGACCUGGCGGUCUUUGUGAAGUUUCGUGUUCGACUACAUCUAAGAAAAGGUCCGAGGGGAAGAACUUGAGCCCUCCUCCACUUCCACAAAACGGGGAAGAAAGAAGCGAAACCGGGUUCCAGCACUCCAGGAAUAAGGGCUGGCGGGACCCGUGCGCUCGCCGAUGCCCAGCGCCCGGCUACCGACGGCAGAGCAGCUCCGAUUCUAACUCAGAACUGUCAAAUGAACAAUUGAGGCAACGUCUUCAUGAAACUUUAGAGGAAGUAGAGAUUUUGAAAACUGAACUUGAAGCAUCUCAAAGACAACUUGAAGGUAAAGAGGAAGCAUUGAAAAUCCUUCAAAGCAUGGCAGUGCUUGACAGAGCCACAAGCCACACACAAACAGUGCUUCAAAAAACUGUAGAACAAAAGAGAGCGCUGGAGAAGGAAAUAAAUGCCUUGCGGUGGGAAAUGGAAUUUGAUCAUGAUAGAUUUAAAACUAUAGAGGAAUCUUGGACCCAAAAAUAUGACAGACUAAGCUGUGACAGUGCAGUUCUCAGAGAGAAUCUGAAGGUGAAAACAGAAGAAAUCAAAAUGCUCAAGUCUGAAAAUGCUGUCUUGAAUCAGCGGUAUCUGGAGGCCCUCGCCAUGCUUGAUAUCAAACAGCAGAAGAUGGCUCAGGAGAACAUGGGUCAGGAGGACAGUGGCUUUACAGAGGUGUCAGGUCUCGAGCUUGCAGUCCUCGGAGCCUGCCUGUGUCACGGUCCUGGAGGGAGCCCCUGUUCUUGUGCCAAAAUGGCAGCAUCCACUCGGAGACUGGUUCUUCAGCUCAGACAGGAGUUGGAAAUUCUGCAGAAAAGUAAGGAAGAGGCUCAUAUAAUGGCAGAUGCAUUCAGAAUUGCUUUUGAGCAACAACUAAUGCGGACGAACUACCAGGCCCUGAGACUGGCUCACGGGGAUAAGUGGAUUAACAGGCAACACUUGAAAGAGGAUGGAUGUCAAUCACAAAGGAGGAAAGAAGACCUUAGGGCAGAGGCUGCUGGGGAUACUCCCUUUGGAAAACAGUUCGAAGAGGACUGAAAACCAAGACCACCCGCAAGAUGUCUUUAAGAUGCUAACAGAUUUGCUGAAUGACAAGGAAGAGGCACUGGCCCAUCAAAGAAAGGUCAGUUACAUGCUUGCCCGGGCG